Molecule: messenger RNA, 6287 nt
Organism: Pundamilia nyererei
Lineage: Eukaryota; Metazoa; Chordata; Actinopteri; Cichliformes; Cichlidae
Gene: ppip5k1b
Product: diphosphoinositol pentakisphosphate kinase 1b
Exons: 32
Coding region: 590-4294 (1234 amino acids)
Biological process (GO): inositol metabolic process; inositol phosphate biosynthetic process
Cellular component (GO): cytosol
Molecular function (GO): inositol hexakisphosphate kinase activity; 5-diphosphoinositol pentakisphosphate 1-kinase activity
Source: RefSeq, a predicted model, not a curated record
CAAACGAUACCUUCCGAAUAAAAAAGGAGAAAAAAAAGGAAGGAAGCAGCAGCAGCAAAGCGCCAGCACUGACCUCACGUGAACUUAAAAUGUCGUUUACAACUUCACAGGCAGUUCAGAAGUAAAGAGAGAGGUAGUAGCCGUUUCCCUUCAGCUCGGGUCAGUCAGCGGAAACAAGGAAGUGAGCAGCUGACUGACUUCCAGUUCUCUGCUGCCGCUGGGCAAGAACAAUGGUAUGCAGAUGUUGGCUGUGAGGUUUCCUGUGUCAAGAAGACGCUUCUACGCUGGGACAUGACUCUCUACCUCAGUCCACGUGGAGUCCACGCCAUCUUUUCUACCUCUUAGGACAGCUGCUGUUGGUUUUUUUUUUCUGUUUUCUUCUUUCUUUCCUACCUCAGCACAUACUUUAUCAAACUUGUUAUCAGCCAACAGACUUUCGUUUAUGACCAGGCCUUCAAGUUUUAGUCACCCAGUCACGGUCUAUCACAGUUGACUGGUUUUGUUCUUGCUUAGUAGCCACCUUCAUCACAGCCUACCCCCUUCGACGGCAGGAGCAACCUGAAGGAGCCAUGUCACAUUGGAGUGUGUGAUGUUGGAGCCCUGUGUAGGAGCAGCAAGAAAAAAACAGGGUUGGAGCUGCAGAGACAUUCCUCAGUUUGUGGUUGGCUAUGAAAAUUAUCAACGUGACAUGGGCCAAAUGGACGCAGGCAUGAAGAACGAGAUGUUUCGAGAAGAGGAAAUGGACGAUGAUGAUGAGUCGCCGUCAGAGCGACAGAUUGUGGUCGGCAUAUGCGCGAUGACAAAGAAAUCCAAAUCCAAGCCCAUGACUCAGAUCUUGGAGCGCCUUUGUAAGUUUGACUACAUUGAUGUGGUCAUUUUUCCUGAGGAGGUCAUCCUGGAGGAGCCUGUGGAGAAAUGGCCCCUCUGUGAUUGCCUCAUCUCCUUCCACUCCAAAGGUUUCCCUCUGGACAAAGCAGUGGAAUAUGCCAAACUCAGGAAUCCACUGCUCAUCAAUGAUCUCAACAUGCAGUAUUUCAUUCAGGAUAGGAGGGAAGUGUAUCGGAUCCUGCAGGAGGAGGGCAUCGACCUGCCUCGUUACGCUGUGCUGAACCGAGACCCUGACAAUCCUGAAGUCUUGCCCUGUGCAGAGUGUAACCUGGUGGAGGGGGAGGACCAAGUUGAGGUGAAUGGGGAGGUGUUCCAUAAACCCUUUGUGGAGAAACCAGUGUGCGCAGAGGACCACAACGUCUACAUCUAUUACCCAACAUCUGCCGGAGGAGGAAGCCAAAGACUCUUCAGAAAGAUAGGGAGCCGUAGUAGUGUGUACUCCCCAGAAAGCAGUGUACGAAAGACUGGCUCUUAUAUCUACGAGGAGUUCAUGCCGACAGAUGGCACUGAUGUAAAGGUUUAUACAGUGGGCCCGGACUAUGCUCACGCUGAGGCCAGGAAGUCUCCAGCACUGGAUGGGAAGGUAGAGAGGGACAGCGAGGGGAAGGAGAUCCGCUACCCAGUCAUGCUGACCGCCAUGGAGAAACUGGUGGCCCGCAAGGUCUGCCUGGCAUUUAAGCAAACAGUGUGUGGGUUCGACCUGCUCAGAGCCAAUGGCCAUUCGUUUGUCUGUGACGUUAACGGCUUCAGCUUUGUCAAAAACUCCAUGAAAUACUACGACGACUGUGCCAAAGUCCUGGGGAAUAUGGUAAUGAGGGAGUUAGCCCCCCAGCUCCACAUCCCCUGGUCCAUCCCCAUGGAGGCUGAAGACAUCCCCAUCGUCCCAACAACCUCAGGAACCAUGAUGGAGCUGCGCUGUGUUAUCGCCAUUAUCCGACACGGAGACCGCACCCCAAAGCAAAAGAUGAAAAUGGAAGUCCGCCAUCCUCUAUUCUUUGAACUGUUUGAAAAGUACGGAGGAUAUAAAACAGGAAAGCUAAAACUCAAAAAACCAAAGCAGCUGCAGGAAGUGCUGGACAUCGCUCGCCUGCUCCUGGUCGAACUGGGUCAGCAUACUGACUGUGAGAUUGAGGAGAAGAAGUCCAAACUGGAGCAGCUUAAGACUGUUCUGGAAAUGGAAUCCAGCUUGAAUGACAAUCAGUAUGGUCAUUUCUCAGGUAUCAACAGGAAAGUCCAGCUCACCUACCUGCGGAAUGGCAAACCUAAAGCAUCCAGUGAGGAAGAAGAUUCUAAGAAGGAUGGCCCAUCUCUGCUGCUGGUGUUGAAGUGGGGUGGGGAGCUGACGCCUGCAGGCCGGGUUCAGGCUGAGGAGCUGGGCAGGGCUUUUCGCUGCAUGUACCCCGGAGGUCAAGCCGGUAAUCGCCGGUCCCUUGGCUGCGAUUCCCCUAUUGACUUUGGUGACUAUGCCGGGUUUCCUGGCUGUGGCCUCCUGCGCCUGCACAGCACUUACCGCCAUGACCUGAAGAUCUACGCCUCUGACGAAGGAAGAGUGCAGAUGACGGCUGCUGCUUUUGCCAAGGGUCUUCUGGCUCUAGAAGGGGAGCUCACGCCCAUCCUGGUUCAAAUGGUAAAGAGUGCCAACAUGAACGGACUGCUGGACAGUGACAGCGAUUCUCUGACUGACUGCCAGCAGAAAGUGAAAGCCAGGCUGCACGAGAUCAUGCAAAAGGACCAGGACUUUACAGAGCAGGACUACCAAAAGUUGGCUCCGACUGGCAGUCCGUCACUGGUGAACUCCAUGAAGGUCAUAGAGAAUCCAGUCAAAACCUGUGACAAGGUGUAUGCCCUCAUCCAGAGCCUUACAUCGCAGAUCCGAAAGAGACUGGAGGACCCCAAGUCUGCAGACCUACAGCUUUACCACAGCGAGACGUUGGAGUUGAUGCUACAGCGCUGGUCUAAGCUGGAGAGAGACUUCCGCAUGAAGAAUGGUCGCUACGACAUCAGCAAGAUCCCAGAUAUCUACGACUGCAUCAAAUAUGACCUUCAGCAUAAUGCCUCUCUUGACCUGGAGGACACGCGGGAACUUUUCAGACUGUCCCGUGCUCUGGCUGAUAUAGUCAUACCACAGGAGUAUGGCAUCAACAGAGCAGAGAAAUUGGACAUCGCCCAGGCUUAUUGUGUUCCCCUGAUGAAGAAAAUCCAACUGGACCUGCAAAGGACCCAUGAGGACGAGGCUGUCAACAAGUUGCACCCUCUGUAUUCUCGGGGUGUCAUGUCUCCUGGGCGUCACGUCCGCACACGCCUCUACUUCACGAGUGAGAGCCACGUUCACUCCCUGCUCAGCAUCUUCCGCUACGGAGGCCUGCUGAAUGAGGAGAAGGACCAGCAGUGGAAGCAAGCAAUGGACUACCUGAGCGCUGUGACUGAACUCAACUAUAUGACACAGAUAGUCAUCAUGCUGUACGAAGACAACAACAAGGACCCCUCCUCAGAGGAGCGCUUCCAUGUGGAGCUUCACUUCAGUCCAGGAGUAAAAGGAUGUGAAGAUGAAGAGACUAUUCCUCUUGGAUUCGGCUUCCGGCCGGCCUCCUCAGAGAAUGAAGACAAGAAGCCUAAUCAGGGCAGUCUGGAGGACCUUUCUCAGGAUGAGCCGGACCAGGCACUUCAAGUCUCUGAUCCAAUCAACAUUCAGCGAAGGUCUCCCAUGAUUCGGAACCGCAAGACUGGCUCCAUGGAGGUCCUCUCUGAAACCUCCCCCACUCAUUCCGCUAAAGGCUGCACAUCCCAUCGACUCUUCAUAUCCUGCUCACGCCAGUCUCCUGAGAUCAAACCAGCCAGUGGCUUAGGCUCGCUCUGCUCUGGCCUCUUCAGUGCCUCAGCCCUCGGGGUGUCCUGUAGCGCCCCCAACCUUCGGGACUACGUCCGCACACACCACCGUCACCACCACCCGAAGCCUCCUCUGUCCCCCGGCAGUUUGCCGUGCAAGAGUGGCAUGUUUGAGCUGUUGUCUAUGCCGGCAGUAAAGAGAUUUUCUGUGUCGUAUGCCAGGCAUCCGACUAAUGGCUUUGAAGGAUGCUCCAUGGUGCCUUCCAUCUACCCGCUGGAGACGCUGCACAACUCACUUUCCCUGAAGCAGGUGGACGAGUUUCUCAACUCGGUGUGUGAGAGCAACAGUGAGGUCCAGGCCAAAACCAUGAAAGCGCUCUCUGGCUUGUUUGCCUCUCAGAGCCAGAUUUCUCUCUAUAGCCCGCAGCAGCCUCUUUCCUCCUCUGGAUCUGAAGCAUCUCUUCGACCGCCUGGCCAGCCUUUGUGGCAUGGCAGCAUCCCCUCCAGUGCUGUAUCCAGUGCGGGCCCCUCAUCCCCGAUUACAGAGUCUUCUGGUCUGAACUUCAGCUUCAGUGAGUAGGUCGUCUGUUUGGAGAACCACAAGGACCUCUGGGAAUCGGAGGCCAUGGUGUAACGACGUCACUUCCUGCGCUGUUAUUCAGCCUUCUGCUCAUAUUCACGAUGUCAGACGCGAUAUGAUCAAACAAACUGUGCACAGCGAUUCUCCUGCUGCACCACCACUGACUGCACUAUCCUCACCACGCCUGCUCUUCUCCAUAAAGAGGAAAUAAAGAAAAAUACGUGGGACCUCUCAUCGCCUCGAUCCACCUCCUCAGAUCGCUCACACUUUCCUGAACCGUCCAUUGUGCCAACAUUCAGACCAUUUGUGCCUUUAGUUUAAUUUGGAUCAGAGCAGUGCUUGCUAUUUGCUCUGGAGAUGGGUUUUUCCCCUCACACAUCAGCAGUCUGUUUUUCUCACCUGAACUGCCGACAUUUCUGGUUCAAAUGCGUCACGGACUUUAAGUCUGUGGUGGAUUUCAUCCAAAGAUCAGCACGCCUGCUUUCUAACCAAGAAUUACAUUAUCAAUACUGCUCUCAUAUCUAGCUGUUAGCUCAGCUUGGCAAAUAGACUGGGAAUGGGGAAACAGCCUGUUUUAAAGAUGGCAGAACAGUAGUAGUCUUUUCUUUUUAUAAAUUCUAUGUUUUAUCUUUUUUCUUUUUUUAAUAAUAAGUAAAUUGAACAUUAAGUGUUAGUUUUUCAAGCAGUUUUACCUUAGACAAGGCCACUGUUAGCUGUUUCCAUCCCUUAAAAAGGCUGAACUACCUGCUGGAUUUGAGAGUUAAUCAUGUUAUUUAAGGCUUCAGACUGAAAACCAUCAUGUAAAGCUUGUAACACUGUAACCAAAGCAACCACAGCCCAAAUACUCUCUAAUGUAACAUACAAAGCAUCUGCAGAGAUGCAAGUUUGCAGUGUGCCUGAUAAAUUAUUGCUCACAUGAUUUGUUUUACUUCAUGCAUUAAACAAAAAAGAGUAGUAUAUUUUAUAAUUUUUCACUCAUGCCAGCCUGAUCAAGCUGUUUAGCUCUGUGUUCUUCAGCUGUUAAGUAGGAACAAAGACGCAUCUGUAAAUGUGCCUUCAGAUAAUAAUGUGAUAUUAAAUCCAAAUGUUAGGAACCUGCUGUAUUCUUUUACUGAGAUGUUUUAGAGUUACAGGGAUAAGCCACUUGAUUAAGUCAGUAGUAUAGUUGUGUCUGCAGUCUGUCACCAUAUAUUGAGAUGUGUUUUUAAUGUCAAAUGACUGUUUCUCAUCUCAUUAAUCAUGCUCAGGUAAAGCAGUAUAAUCCAAAGGUUGCAACUGGUUCAUCAGUUUGUGACUGAACUGUUGGACGGUCAGUUCACUUUCAAUUCAGAAAAUAAUUACAGUUAAUUGAAAUUCCAAAAUAUAUGUUAUUACUUUGACAAAAGCCUGUAAACAAAAUGAAAAGCUGAAUCUGAUUGUGGGCAUUGUGUUCAGUCGGCAUUGUCAGCUUUAACAAAGUAUAAACAGCAGCGAGGGGGGGAGUCCCUCUUUUCAUUACAAAGCGGUUCAAUUGAAAAAAAACUGGCCUUCAAAACUUGAAACGUCUGCUGUUGAAUGAAUUUCUGAAUUUUAGCCAUCUUGUAAAAGAGUUCUAGAUUUUUGAUUUUUGAAGGCUAAUAACCUGUUUUUAUCGUAAUUGUGAGUUGAUGUUGGUGUAGUUGUGUAUUUAUGUGGUUAUUUAAUGUCAGCCAAAGAGAGGUGCGUGUGUGUGUGCGCGCUCUGUUUAACGAGGUUUAAAGGUGUAAGAUGUCUGUGAUGCCCUGUCUUCUGUGGUUCAGGUCAGGCUGUGACAUCGGGGAAAGGAGAGGGGCAAUAAUAAAAAGAGAAAAUAAAGACUGAAAGUGUUGUUUAGUGUGUUAUCAAGCACAACAAAUCAUGUUGUCACACCUGCUGCAAUAGAUGGUGUGAGAGUGAUGUUUUAUUGAGCACAGUCCAGACACAAGUCUGUUAGUGCUGCAUAAACAAACUGGCCAACCUCCUGUGCUCAUCUGUC